Messenger RNA from Selaginella moellendorffii, 529 nucleotides. Its product is annotated as glutaredoxin. The coding region runs from base 37 to 429 and encodes 130 amino acids. Gene Ontology annotation, cellular component: cytoplasm. The transcript has 4 exons. Gene Ontology annotation, biological process: cellular response to oxidative stress. The record is from RefSeq and is a predicted model, not a curated record. Lineage: Eukaryota; Viridiplantae; Streptophyta; Lycopodiopsida; Selaginellales; Selaginellaceae. Gene Ontology annotation, molecular function: glutathione disulfide oxidoreductase activity.
CGUUGACGAAUAUCCGUUCUAGGCCUGGGGUUGAAAAUGGGGCUCGUGGCGAGCAGCAGUAGCGGCAGCAUGGCGGAAGCGAAGAAAGAAUCGGCGGAAUCGACGAAAGGAACGGCGAUGGCGAAGGCAAAGGAUCUGGUCGCCAGCAAUCCCGUCAUGGUUUUCAGCAAAAGCUAUUGCCCAUAUUGCGUGAGCGUGAAGAAGCUCCUCGCUAGCCUGGGAGCCAAAUUCACCGCGCUGGAGCUCAAUGCCGAGAAGGAUGGGGCGGAGAUUCAAGCUGCCCUAGCCGAGUGGACCGGUCAGCGCACUGUUCCUAGCGUCUUCAUUGGCGGCAAGCAUAUCGGUGGCUGCGAUGACACCACAGCGACUCAUCGCAAGGGACAAUUGGUUCCUUUGCUCCAAGAGGUUGGAAGCGUGGCGAAAAUGUGACGAAGCAUUAACUUUUUCUCACUAAUGAAAAAACUAUUGCGGUGAGCGUGUAUUCAGCACGCGACCUUCCCAGCUGAGCUAUCCCCGCUUAAGCUUGUAA